GUCUUCUCAGUUGUUCACUUCCCACCAUUCUUAUUCAAUUGUAUAGUAAUGUAUUGUAUAGCACUAUAGCGUAGUUUACUGGUUAGUGGUUAGUCCGACCAACUUAGUUGUCGUGUCUGGUCUACUCGUGUUUUUCUUACACUUCUGUCACCUGUAAAGUUAUUGUUUAAUUUCGGCACGUAUUAUAUUUGCAAAAGUUGUAUGAUAUCUACUUAUAAAAUCAUGACAUUCUUAAAAUGGGCUAUAUUACCGUUAACGGUUUUCACAAUUUUUGUGGUGAUGUACAGCCAAGCAUUAGAAGACCCACAAAAGAAAGGACCUAAGGUCACUGACAUUGUGUGGUUUGACAUUAAAUUGGGUUCAAGUGAACCUCAACGUGUGGAAAUCGGAGUGUUUGGCGCGACUGUACCUAAAACUGCAAAGAAUUUCAUUGAACUGGCGAAAAAACCAGAAGGUGAAGGAUACAAGGGCAGUAAAUUCCAUAGAGUUAUCAAAGACUUCAUGAUUCAAGGAGGUGAUUUUACAAAGGGUGACGGCACAGGUGGCCGUAGUAUCUUCGGUGAAAAGUUUGCAGAUGAAAACUUCAAACUGAAACAUUAUGGUGCUGGUUGGUUGUCUAUGGCCAAUGCUGGAAAAGAUACCAAUGGAUCUCAGUUUUUCAUUACCACUAAACAAACUUCCUGGUUGGACGGUCGCCAUGUUGUGUUUGGAAAAAUAAUCAAAGGAAUGAAAACAAUUAGAGCAGCUGAAUCAGCAGAAACUGAUUCAAGAGACAAGCCGGUUGAAAAUAUUGUAAUUGUCGAUAGUGGACACAUCGUCGUUCCUGAGCCAUACCCAGUUAGCAAAACUGAUGCUACUGAAUAAUUAUUCAUCAAUUUAUUUUACUAAUUUAUAUUUUUUUAAUUCGUAAUAUUAUUUAAAUAAUAUAUAAAUAGGCUCUCAAUAGUAACGUGAACAAAUAUUAUUAAUAAGGAACUGAAAAUCAAUCACCUACUUACCUAAUAGUUAUGAAUAUUUGUUAUUCUAUUAAAUUCCAUUUUUGUAAACACAACUUACAAACUAUAGCGAACAAUAUUUAAAUAUUUUUUGUAUCAACCUAAUUCAAGUCAAUGUGGUAUUUUUUUUUAUUUUACAAAUUUUGUAUGUAAUAUUAUAUUAUAUAUGUAAUAAAAUGUCCAUGUAUCUUAUAUAACUAUAAGUAUAAAGUGAAUAAAAUUGUUUAUAUUUCAAUAAAAAAAAAAAAUAACUAAACUUUA
Aphis gossypii (cotton aphid) is the source of this 1256-nucleotide messenger RNA. RefSeq names its product peptidyl-prolyl cis-trans isomerase 5. The record is from RefSeq and is a predicted model, not a curated record. The transcript is spliced from 3 exons. Bases 202 to 864 code for a protein of 220 amino acids. Gene Ontology annotation, biological process: protein folding; protein peptidyl-prolyl isomerization. Lineage: Eukaryota; Metazoa; Arthropoda; Insecta; Hemiptera; Aphididae. Gene Ontology annotation, molecular function: peptidyl-prolyl cis-trans isomerase activity. Gene Ontology annotation, cellular component: intracellular membrane-bounded organelle.